Molecule: messenger RNA, 4581 nt
Organism: Oncorhynchus mykiss (rainbow trout)
Lineage: Eukaryota; Metazoa; Chordata; Actinopteri; Salmoniformes; Salmonidae
Product: vitronectin
Biological process (GO): cell adhesion mediated by integrin; cell-matrix adhesion; immune response
Molecular function (GO): integrin binding; scavenger receptor activity; extracellular matrix binding
Source: RefSeq, a predicted model, not a curated record
UUGUUGUGUGUAGUGGUCCAGUCUGUUUGUCCCCUGUUGGGUUGGACAAUUUUUGAUUAUUCGCCUGUUGUUUUGGGCGUUAUAUUGGAGGCCGAAAUAAAGUCCGGUUUCCUCAUUAUCCUCUGCGCUUGACUCCGCACCCACCACUCCAGGCUUUGUGACAGCUCUGGAUAAGAGCAUCUGUUAAAUGACUGAAGUGUCAAAUGCAAAUGUUACAGAUCUCAUAUUACUGUAUUGAUUCAUUUUGUAAAAACAUUUUGUAAUUAUUGAUGUCACAAAUGCAUCAUUUGUACAGUUCUUUAUUACAAAUGUCGUUAUUUGUUACUUUGACUAUGUAAAACCAGCAGUACUACUUAUUUCUCUGAGAGUGAGGCAGAUAUAUAGCAUUUGCAACAACAAAAAAUGCUUAUUUGUCACUGAAAUGAAACCAUCAAGGGAUAGAUGUCAUUGAACAACCCCAUGCCAUGAUUAGAUACUGAUAAAAAACACCAAUCUCUUUCACAAGUUCUUUAAACGAUGAACGCUAACUACCAGCAUUUGAUAUAAAGCAUUUUUGAGUGAAACUCUUUAUUUACUGAUUGCUUCAGCAAAAACAAGGUUGAUAAGGUUUAAGUAAACAUUCUGUAGAGGUGAAUGACACUGGUAGCCAUUGCAUUGCAUUUGUAAUUGAUUAGUAGCACACUGUUCUCUAUUCCCUGGGUCCUCUCCGUCACACACCCAGAGAGACCCAGAGAGACAGACAGCAUGAGGCUCGGGCUGAUACUCCUGCUAGCCGGGCUAGCUACUGUGUUUGCUGCAGAGGAGUCAUGCAUGGACCGCUGUGAGAAUGGCUUCGACUCCAAGAAGGAUUGCCAGUGUGACACCAUGUGUCGGUACUACAAGAGCUGCUGCUCAGACUACGAGACCACCUGUCAUAUGAAAACACGUGGGGACACCUUUGAAUUUGCAGAGGAUGAUGAUGGUCCAUUUACCCCUACAACGCCCACCUUCCCGACCCAACCUGAAGACAGGGAAUCCAGCUCCUCAGGGGGCCAACAUAGGCAACUCACACGCCUCAUAACCCCCAACACCACCCCUACUCUUGACAAAAUUGCCACAAAGAUAACCCCCGUCACAGAGCCAGCUAGAGGCACAGCUCGAGGCCCACAGAGAGGCCAGGUCCCAGGGGUAGUCCCACUCCCGGAGGCAGCUAAAGCCACCAAGGCACCGUCGGCAACACAGGCAGGUAGAGGCUCAGAUAGAGGCCAGUUCCCAGCGGUAGUCCCACUCCCAGAGACAGCUAUAGCCACCGAGGCAACAUCAGUCCCACAGACAACCACAGAGGAAGUGGUGACGACCACCAAGGCUCCGGUAGUAGACCCAGAUGCUGAGCCAUGCAGCAGCAGGCCCUGGGACUCCCUAAUGCAGCUCAAGAACGGCUCUGUCUACGCCUUCAGAGGGGAGUGGUUCUUUGAGCUGGAUGAGAAGUCGGUGAUGCCCGGCUACCCCAAACUGAUCCAGGACAUCUGGGGUAUCAGAGGGCCUAUAGAUGCUGCCUUUACACGUAUCAACUGCCAGGGCAAGACAUAUAUGUUCAAGGGUAACAAGUAUUGGCGGUUUGAUGAUGGUGUGCUGGAGGCGGACUAUCCCAGGGAUAUCAACGUGGGCUUUGAGAAGAUACCAGACGACGUGGACGCAGCCUUCGCCAUAGCAGCCCCUGGACACCACAGCAAAGAGAAGGUCUACUUCUUCAAAGGUGACCAGUACUACCAGUAUGAGUUCAAGCACCAGCCAUCACAUGAGGAGUGUAUCAAGAUGGCAGCUGGGUCUCCCUCCGCUCUGUUCACAGCCUACACUGACAUCUACCACAACAACUGGGAGGAACUCUUCAACAUGCUCUUCAGAGGCAUCCCCAACCACCAUGGUGGGCAUCGGUUCAUCAACAAGGACUGGAUAGGCAUCAAGGCCCCAGUGGACGCUGUCAUGACAGGGAGACUCUACAUCACCCCCAGGCCACUGGCCCCACCCCUGUUCCCACCCGUACCCCCUUUACGGGACCACAACGACGGGAGGCGCCAGCCAUGGGACCAACAGUGGGGGCAGUAUGGUCAACAGGAUCAGUUAAAUGGACAGCAAAAUGGACAACAAUAUGGACAACAAUAUGGACAACAAGGGCAACAAUAUGGACAGCAGUGGGAACAGCAGUGGGGCCACCGCAGAAGUAGGCGCCAGUCUUACUGGGGUGCCGGGACGGGAAUGGCUAUGGGGCAGGCGUUCGCAGAGAAGGGGAUGGAUAUGGGGAAACGAUUCGCUGAGAAGGGUAUGGAUCUCGGUCGGAAGCUGGCGGAAAGGAGGAUGGCUAUGGAGGGGAUGUUUGGAGGGUGGGACAUGCGCCGAACGGAUGCCAGGGAUGAAGACAGAGACAGGGAUAGAAGGAGGGAUGACCAGGAUAGGAGGAGGGAUGACCAGGACAGGAGGAGGGAUGACCAGGACAGAAGAGAUGGAUACAACUAUGACUCCAGAUACAACGCUGAGGGGAGGGCCUACUGGGAGUUUGUCAACAAGGGCCAGCCAGUGCAGAGCGUCUACUUCUUCAAGGGAGAUAAAUACUACAGAGUGGAUCUGAAGACCAAGAAAGUGGACCCAGCCAGCCCUCCUUACCCCAGGUCCAUUGGCAAGUACUGGCUGGGCUGCCCUGAAAAACACCUGGAGGCCGAGAAGAAAUAGAUUCACAACUGGAUAAAGAAACAUAUGCAGUAUGUCGAAACAUGUUUUACAUCAAAGACUCAAAUAGACAGUAAUUUAAAGCUGGAUAAUUAGAAGAAUCACUUGAAAAAUGAAAGGAGCCGCACACUCUAGGAGCUCCGAUGCAACACUUUAAUAACCUCAUAUCCAACAUUUCGAUAGACAAGCUGAUACCCUGAUGAAGACAGCUUGUCUGUCAAGACGUUGGAUAUUAGGUUAAUAAAGUAUUGCAUCGGAGCUCCUAGAGUGUGCGGCUCUCCUUUCAUUUUUCAAGCGUUCUACUCCGCUAGCCAGCGCCUCGCCUAAAUAGGUGUGCGUUUCUUUCGCCUCUAAAUUAGAAGAAUCACUUCACAAAAAUGUUCUGUUAUGAGGACAUUUCUCUUUGUACCUGGAAUACUUGCGUGUAAUACUUUUAUAAUUAAACAUUUUCUAGCUGUAAAGGGUACCCACGUGUUAUUGGGGGUAUUGAAAUUAAUCCAAGCCUCAAUUCAGUCAAAGUGGACUUGUAGUAUUUGCGCUGUAGCUCCCCUUAUUGGAGAUCAAUGAAGGCCCACCCAUCUCUGUUCCCCACCCCCUCUGUUCCCCAUGAUUUGGGGCAAAGUUCAGCAGGUUGGUUGGUGUGCAAUCUGAAGUCCACAAAAACACUACAGUGAAUACUAUAGUAAUUACUGUAGUAUUUACAGUUAACUAUAGUAUAAAUACUGCAGUGAAAGAAAACUGUAGUAUAUACUAUAGUAAUUAAUGUAGUAUUUUUGCGUAUUGUAGUAUACGGUAGUAUUUACUGUAGUGUUUUUGCGGACAUUAUUGUUGUAUUUACUAUGGUGUUUUUGUUUUAAUAUCUUUGACAUAGAAGUGGAGGCUUUCACAGUGUCUAGUAUAGUAUUCUACAGUAUACUACUGAAUUCUAUUGUAAACUGUAAUAAUUUUACAUGUGGGUUAUCUCUCCUCUCUAAUAUCUGACCCAGUUUACAAGAGGGGUCUUUAAAGGUGGGACUGACAGUGUGAUACAGAAACACUACUAACACCUAGUGAAUGACAGGCUACAAAGACAUCAACAAACACAACUCUGGGCCACCAGGUCUCCAUUUCCUGACUAGCGCUUUCAGUGGAAUAUGAUGAAACUGUUUUUGGCUGCAUAGAAGGACAUGCUAUGUGGGAGGCAAGCUUAACAGUGAUCAAGAGGACACAGGCUUGGCAAAACCUACAGAUAGUACACAGACUAUGCUAGCCUGAUAGUAGACUAUGCCAGGUAGCCUGGGGAUAUCUGUUCCAAUGAGACGCCGCAUUCUUUUACAUUACAACUCAAUUCCACAGCGUACACGGCCCGGACUUGUUGACUCACUGCUGAUUUUUAAAAAACAUUCAGAAAUUAGAUUAAAGAAGAUCAAGUCAUCAAUCGUCCAUUCUAACCCUGUCUGUCAACCCCUCCUUAAAUCCUGUACAAGCAGAAGGGGAGUGGUCACCAUAGAGAUGAAUAUAGUCUCUACAGAUAUGUCUAUGGUGGCUUAUUUUCUUUUAUAUGUAAAUCCCAAUACAACCAAAAUGCUCUCAACCCUACAAUAUUGGGAAUGCAGCUGACAGACACCACAAUACAUCAGAUGCAUGGCAGGUUUCAUCACUUCUUUUGUUUCACUCAGUGUGCAUCCCAAAUGGCACCCUGUUUCCUUAAUAGUGCACUACUUUUGACCAUGGCCACUAUAAAAGGAAUAGGGUUAGGGUUAGGGUUAGGGACACAGCCUCAGUGUUCCAGUGAAUAAUACAUAUCACAGACAGGUGAUGGUUUGGGAAGGGUUGGUGCUGCACCACAGAGCAAUGCUAUCCCAGUGAUGACAGACAAAUCAAAGUAAACAAGGAGCA